Messenger RNA from Bactrocera oleae (olive fruit fly), 1430 nucleotides. RefSeq names its product trypsin-2. Lineage: Eukaryota; Metazoa; Arthropoda; Insecta; Diptera; Tephritidae. Gene Ontology annotation, biological process: proteolysis. The record is from RefSeq and is a predicted model, not a curated record. Gene Ontology annotation, molecular function: serine-type endopeptidase activity.
UGUGAAUUUAUACAAACUAGUUGAAGGCGCUGAUAUCUCAAAAACUUACUUCGAUUAGAUUAGAUAAUCGGCUGUAAAGGUUAUGUCUUUUGUUUUAAUAAAAUUUUUCUCAUUAAAUUGAUUUUCACUCAUUUGUAGGCCGUCGUAGAGAGCAGACCAAAGUAUUAUUGAUUACAAGGACACAACAGUAGAUUUCGAUUUUUUUGACAAACACUUUAAGCAAGCUUUGGCAAGAUGACGGCGCGAUUAGAAAUACUUUUGUUGGCAGUCUUCUGCACCUUAUUCCAGAUAUCACAGAGCGCAACUUUUGCAACAGGCGCAAAUACCGGUUCCAUUGGUCAGGGCGGUCGCAUCAUCAAUGGCACUUUGGCGAAUGUAAAUGCGACCAAACACCAGGUGUCAAUCAGGAGGCGUUCAAAUGAUCGAGUCUUCUUUGGUACCGGACACAUUUGUGGCGGCUCGUUAAUAGAACCGAAUGUGGUGCUCUCCGCAGCGCAUUGCUUUGUCAAUCAGGAGAUCAGUACUGGCGUUUAUCGUCCUGCUUCUCAAUACGUUGUGGUUAUGGGCACGCUAAACCGUUAUGACCACACCGAAUACACGCUGCAGUUCGAUAUCGAUCAGAUAGUUUAUGGCAUAAAUCCAUUUAAUUUGUCCACAUAUGAGACUGAUAUUGCUUUGGUGUUUUUGAACGGCUCAGUCCCGGCAGGACAUCCCACUGUGCAGCCAAUUCAAAGAGCUACAACAGCAGUAGCCGCAGGCACUGUCUGCCAGGCGACGGGCUGGGGUCAAACCGAAAAGGGUUUAUUAUCUACAGAAUUAUUGUCAGUUGACUUGCCCAUAAUUGGAAGUAACCAGUGUACCCAAGACACCGACUUCGACUGGGGUCUUAUACGUGAUGGCAUGCUCUGCGCCGGUUAUCUGCAAGGUGAGCGUGAUGCUUGCGCUGGCGAUUCUGGUGGUCCGCUGGUGUGUAAUAGCCGGCUGACCGGUAUUGUGUCUUGGGGCAUUCAGUGCGCGUUGCCACUGCUGCCCGGCGUUUACACGGAUGUGGCCUACUACACCGAUUGGAUCGACAAUGAGAUGAAGACUUAUGUGAAUAGUAUGCAGCGUGCGAAUACUACGAGCAAUAGCACGAGGCCGAGUGGUAACAGCACUGGUAGCGGCAACAGCACUGGUGGUGGUAGUGGUGGCGGUAGUGGUGGUGGCAGUUGGGGUGGCGGUGGCGGUGGCGGUGCCAUGUCGACGUUCUCUCAUUCCGCCGUUAUGCUCGCUAUGAUUGUCGCUUGGACUACAGUGAUGAGCUAUUUCAACUGAAAUAAUGUCAUUUUUAUAUUGCAUUUGAUAUUAUGGUACACAAGUAUUAAACGAUUUUAUUUCACUAAUUUUUUUUAUAAAAUAUAGUUGAGUUAAUGUGAAGAAAUGUUGAAUUU